Messenger RNA from Callorhinus ursinus (northern fur seal), 773 nucleotides. RefSeq names its product natural killer cells antigen CD94-like. Lineage: Eukaryota; Metazoa; Chordata; Mammalia; Carnivora; Otariidae. Gene Ontology annotation, biological process: positive regulation of natural killer cell mediated cytotoxicity; stimulatory C-type lectin receptor signaling pathway. The record is from RefSeq and is a predicted model, not a curated record.
UCAAAGCAGAGGUGAAAGGCCCGCAGAGCCAGGACAUCACAGCUGUGUUCCUGACCACUCUAUUUCUCCAGCUGGUGAGAUCCCAAGGCACAGAUCCCUCAAAAAUGAGCGAGGAGAGAGUGACAUACAUGAACCUGAAAUUACCCUAUUCGAGGAAACAGAAGGGUGAAAGAUGUCCAAUGAAUAGAAGGAGAGAAUUUCCAUGGCAUAUUGUUGCAUUAUCCCUGGGAGUUAUAUGUGUUAUCUUCCUGCUGACAAUCACAGGCUUAAUAAAUAUGCUUUUUCAGAGGUGUUCUGGAAACACAAUGCAAGAUAUGAAAGACAUAAAAGACAAAAAUGCUUCCUUUGCAGAAUUUGAAGGUCACUUAAUUUUACCAUCUAUUACAGAUAAAGACUAUAUCAGUCUUGAAGAAAAAAUGUCCUGCUGUGGAAGAAGCUGUUACUAUUUUUCAAAGGAAGAGAAGACUUGGGAGAGGAGUAAGGAGUCAUGCCAAGACAUGCGUUCUAGUCUCAUAGGGAUUGAUAAUAAAGAGGAGCAGAACUUCAUUCAAUCAAAAAUAAAAUACAAUUAUUGGAUUGGAUUAUAUAAAGUAGGAGCUAAACAUCCCUGGAAGUGGCUGGAUGACACACUCUUAUCUCAGAUGGUGCAUCUCCAACAGAAUUUACCAGAUAUAAAAUGUGGAUUCCUCAACUCAUCAAAUAUUUUUAGUGCUGAUUGUAGUAAACGCUUUCGUUACAUUUGUGAAAAGGAGUUCACUGGCCAUGAUAAUUAA